Molecule: messenger RNA, 4598 nt
Organism: Dermacentor albipictus
Lineage: Eukaryota; Metazoa; Arthropoda; Arachnida; Ixodida; Ixodidae
Source: RefSeq, a predicted model, not a curated record
GUUAGCGCGUAUCACGUGGUCUUCAGACCACCUGGCAGCGGUCACUGCGGUUGGCUCUUUGGUGUCCUUUGACGUGCCGAUUCCCCGCCAUGGACUCCUAGACCAAGAAAGCGGAUGAGAUUUACCACCCUUUCUUGCAGGCGUCCCCUACAAUGACGGACUGAGGGCAGCCACAACGACCAUGAUCGCGGAUACCUUGAGGAAGCGAGUCAUGGUCAUGGACGGCGCCAUGGGCACGAUGAUUCAGCAGUUCGGCCUCGACGAGGCAGCGUAUCGGGGUUCCGAGUUUGCCAACCACCUGAGACCACUGCAAGGCGACAACGACCUGCUCAACCUGACCAGGCCCGACGUCGUUACGGAGAUACACAAGCACUACCUGGAGGCCGGCGCUGACUUCGUGGAGACAAACACUUUCAGUUCGACAUCCGUGGCCCAAGCUGAUUACGGACUGAGCCACCUGGCCUACCGUCUGAAUCUGGAAGGCGCCAAGCUAGCCCGGCAAGCCUGCCAACAGGUCGAAGCACAAACAGGCCUGCCGAGGUUCGUGUGCGGGGCGAUGGGACCGACCAACCGAACACUGUCGAUAUCUCCGUACGUCGACCGACCGGAUGAGCGCAACGUAUCUUUCGACAAGCUGAGCGCUGCCUACGUGGAACAAGUGCACGGUCUCGUUGACGGAGGUGUCGACGUGCUUCUCGUCGAGACUGUUUUUGACACGGCCAACAGCAAGGCGGCCCUGUUCGCGAUUCAAGAGUACUUCGAAGCAACUGGAAAAAGCCUCCCUGUAUUUAUUUCAGGGACUAUCGUCGACAAAAGUGGUCGAAAUUUGUCGGGCCAAACGUGCGAGGCAUUUGUGCUAAGCGUCAGCCACGUAAAGCCUCUGUGCGUCGGCCUCAAUUGCGCACUUGGAGCCAAGGAGAUGCGUCCGUACUUGAAGAACAUGUCUGUUUUCACUGAAGCAUACGUUAUCUGCUACCCUAAUGCUGGCUUGCCUAACGAGUUUGGUGAAUACGAUGAGACUCCUGAAGACAUGGCAGACAGCAUAAAGGAGUUCGCCGAGAGUGGUUUGGUGAACGUGGUGGGCGGUUGCUGCGGCACGACGCCGGAGCACGUUCGCGCAAUCGCCGAUGCUGUGAAGGGUGUGCGACAGAGGGCGCCACCGGUGGGAGUCAGGAGACGCUGCCUCAGUCUGUCCGGACUUGAAGCGGUGAUAAUCACAUCAGAAACACUGUUUGUGAACAUCGGUGAACGCUGCAACAUUGCCGGAUCUCGAAGAUUUGCGGAGCUGAUUCGCCAGGAUAAGUACCAGGAUGCGCUUCAAGUAGCCAAGGAGCAAGUCGAGAUGGGGGCGCAGAUUUUGGACAUCAACGUCGACGAUGGUAUGAUUGACGGUGUGAAAGCGAUGACCAAGUUUCUCAACUUGAUUGCCAGCGAGCCUGCCGUGGCCAAGGUUCCUAUCUGCAUCGACUCGUCAAAUUUCGACGUAAUUCUGGCAGGGAUGAAGUGCAUCCAAGGAAAAGGCAUCGUUAACUCUCUCAGCCUUAAAGAAGGCAAGGAGGAGUUUCUCAAGCAGGCACUCUCGAUAAAAAAGUUUGGUGCCGCUGUGGUGGUCAUGGCUUUCGAUGAAGUGGGUCAGGCCACUGAUGAGAACCGCAAGGUGGAGAUAUGCACAAGGUCAUACGAGAUCCUUGUUCAGGAAGCGGGAUUCGACCCCAGCGAUGUGAUCUUCGAUCCUAACAUCCUGACUGUCGCCACCGGCUUGUCCGAGCAUGCCAAUUACGCAGUGGAUUACAUCAACGCCACUCGUCGAAUUAAAGCGACCCUGCCGGGUGCCCGAGUCAGCGGCGGAGUGUCGAACCUGUCUUUUGCAUUCCGUGGUCACGAUCGCAUUCGAGAAGCGAUGCACAGCGUUUUCCUGUUGCACGCAAUUGAGGCAGGGAUGGACAUGGGCAUCGUCAACGCCGGAUGUCUUCCUGUGUACGACAGCAUAGGCCCGGAACUUCUUGAGCUCUGCGAAGCAGUCGUCAUGAACACAGACCCAGACGCAACCGAGAAGCUUUUGGAAUACUCCAAGGGCUUAAGCAAUGAAGGCAAUCGUAGAGAAGCUGAAAACAGCUGGCGGAACGCUUCUGUCGAGGAGAGGCUGAAGACGGCACUAAUCAAGGGUUUGGACUCUCACAUUGAAGAGGACGUUGAAGAAGCUCGCAAUAGAAAGGACACUUACCCGCUCACCCUGAAUAUCAUCGAGGGACCUUUAAUGACGGGCAUGAGUGUCGUCGGCGACCUGUUCGGCGAGGGCAAGAUGUUCCUGCCUCAAGUCAUCAAGUCAGCGAGGGUGAUGAAGAAGGCGGUCGCCUACCUGGUCCCUUUCAUGGAACGAGAGAAGGAGCAAGCGAGGAAGCUGCUAGGGAGCUCAGCUACAAACGAGGUUAGCCACUCCGGUGUCGUGGUUCUGGCCACGGUCCGGGGUGACGUGCACGACAUCGGGAAGAACAUCGUGGCAGUCGUCUUGGGCUGCAAUAACUUCAGACAUCCUUGGCCUGUCUGGGCUCAUAACGCCAUCCCUGAACGAAAUGAUCCACGUGGCAACAGAGAUGGAACGCCAAAAGUUUGCCAUCCCGCUGCUUAUAGGGGGCGCCACGACAUCGAAUGCACUUCCCUGCUGGACGCUAACAGAAGAAAAACAUUUGUCGAAGACGUCGAGGAGGAGUACGAAGAACUCAGGGAGGACUACAUGGACUCGCAAAGGGAAAGGAAGUACGUCUCCCUGGAAUACGCCAGGCAGAACAGACUUCAGCUCAACUGGAACACUGAUUUCAUCCCAAUAAGGCCACUGUUCUUGGGCACGAAGUUUUUCCACGACGUCGACGUUGGAGAGCUGGUGCCUUACAUCGAUUGGAAACCGUUUUUCGACGUGUGGCAGCUGAAAGGGAAAUACCCGAACCAGCGGUACCCGAAGAUUUUCGAAGACGGUGACGUGGGCGAAGAAGCGGAGAGAUUGUUUGACGAAGCGAAUCAGAUGCUUAGGGAAAUCGUUGACCGCAAGAUGCUCCAAGCUCGUGGUGUUGUGGGGUUUUAUUCGGCGAACAGUGUCGGCGAUGACAUCUUCCUGUACACAGACGACGGCUUUCCCAGGAGACAGAGCGCCGGCACUUUGUUUGGACUUCGACAGCAGGCUGCGAAGGGCAAGGCUUCGCCCUUCUACUGCCUAUCUGACUUCGUGGCGCCCAUGGAAAGCGACGUCCAAGACUACGUCGGCCUCUUCGCAGUGUCCGCAGGAUUCGGAUGUGAGGAAGCGUGCGCUAGUUUCCGAAAGAACCACGACGAUUUCAAGGUCAUAAUGAUAGAGGCCCUCGCUGACAGACUGGCAGAGGCGUUCGCUGAAAUGUUACACGUCGAAGUAAGGAAAACUUACUGGGGCUACUCACCGCACGAAGCGCUGGAGCGAGCGGAGCUGUAUUCAGCCAGAUACAAGGGCAUCCGGCCGGCGCCCGGCUACCCUUGCCAGCCCGACCACUCAGAAAAGCUGACGCUGUGGCGCCUGAUGAACGUCCGGGAGGCCGUGGGCAUCGAGCUCACCGACACGCUGGCCAUGCGUCCCGCCGCGUCCGUCUGCGGUCUCUACCUGGCGCACCCGCAGGCCGCUUACUUCGCUGUCGGUCGCGUCGCGCGCGAACAGGUUGAAGACUACGCUAGAAGAAAAGGCACUACGUUCGACGAAAUACGAAAGUGGUUGGGCCCUAUACUGGACACAGAUUGAGGCAUGGAUUAGACCGCUGGAUCAUAGAAUCAGCGGCUUGUUACGAAGCCGAGUGUAGUGGUCGCCUGUCGGCUGGAAGUCAAGUGCUGCUAAAACGGAGACUCAGUGUGGGGAUAAGAUCAUGUAGCAUGCAUGCAUGAGCUGUCAUCUGAACGCAUAUGUUUACAGUUCAUUGCCACUAUCUCACUAGUCACCUACCCACGUGUCCAUCAGCCAACUGUUCAUCCUUAGACUGAUUUCCUUCAACCGUCGCUCGCUCGCUGGCUCGCUCGCUGAUUCAUUCAUUCACUCUCACUCAAUCGCUCAUUCCCUCACUACCACAGACUCACUCAUUCACUCUCAUUCACUCACUCGCUCACUCACUCUUGCUCACUCAGUCAUUAUCUCUCAAUCACUCAUUCCUUCGCUGGCUGGCUGCCUGGCUCCCUCACUCGAAGUAAGCAUUCACCCAGUCAGUUAGUGUGUCGGUUAACCACAUAGUCGUUUUUUUACCCACUCGAUCGGUUGGUUUAAAUGUUAACCACUGCACCAGUGGUUGACCUACGAACUACAUUUCCGCUUUCUUUAACGAACCAAUGCAGCAACAUAGACGUGCUCUCAAGAAAUCUCUCCAUAUUUCAAUCGAAAUUUCGUAUUUACGUAGACCCUAUGUGUCCUGCGCGUUCAAUGUAUGGAUAUCGAUGCCUUCCCGUCGUUCUGCCGAGGCUGAAACGUUUUCGCUGUAUCAGCGCGACUAUAGACUAUACGUUACGAACCUAGAAACCCGGAAUCACGCUAAGCUGGCACGUGAUGCGAAUCAAGUGGCUCUCCUACAGAGGUGAAAGAGGAAGAAAUAAAG